AUGAAUUGUUUUAAUUGGGAUUAAGACAGAUGUCAAAUCGCGAAAGAGAAAAUUCAAAUUAAAAUAAAAAAGAACAAUGAAAUUAUAUACUCUUAAUCUGAUGUAGAAAUUUUAAGAAUGUAAACUGAAUUUCUGAAUUUAAUAGAGAUAAAGCGAAAGAAAAUUUGAGCUAUCCUUUUUUAUUAAGUAAUAAGGGCUAGAUCAGAAAACUACAAUGGAUUGGAGUAUAGAGAUAAUACAAUAGAUAAUCUGUGAAGUGGAGUUCUACUCGGUGUGGAGAAGUUUUAAGAGGAGUUGGUGGGAAUAGUUAAAAAUUAGGAAAUUGAUAUACAUUAAUGAUGGCUUGAAGUAAGGAGUAUGGAAGGAGUUAAUUUAGCAAUAUUCGAGGUAUAUUCUGCAAUCACUUUUAUUAUUAUAGUCGAGCUAAAUUAUAUGAAAUUGUAGAAUGCUUGAAUGAUAAGAAAAAGG
This is a messenger RNA of Paramecium octaurelia, 468 nucleotides long. Lineage: Eukaryota; Ciliophora; Oligohymenophorea; Peniculida; Parameciidae. The record is from the annotation of a GenBank genome assembly.